Molecule: messenger RNA, 927 nt
Organism: Acaulospora colombiana
Lineage: Eukaryota; Fungi; Glomeromycota; Glomeromycetes; Diversisporales; Acaulosporaceae
Source: the annotation of a GenBank genome assembly
AUGGCGUCUACCGAAAAUGAAAUUUAUGAGGAAUCGAACGGGCAACUCGGAAAUGAAAAAGAAAAUGACGAAGUCCUUCAAAAAAGUGAAAGGGCGUAUGGGUUGAGGAGUUUGAGGGUUACCGUAAAAAAUAACAAGAUUCUUGUGAAAGAAACUCAAAAGUUUCUAUUUCUUAAUUUUAUUGUUUCGAUAACUAUGAUAAUUACCUGGGUUUUUUUACUUUUUAUUCACAAUUACCAUCCGAAAUUAAUUGAGAAUUAUUUAAAAUACGUAAAAAGUGCCAUUUCCAUAUCGGCUAUCCUGACAUCUGUGUAUUCGAAUAUAAAAUUCUUUUUUUCGGAAUGUGAAUAUACCGAAUCCUUUCCAUUUCCGAAUAAUGACGAAAUCGUUGAUGUUUCUUUGAGAUUAGUUAAAUAUGAGGAGUUAAGCAGAGUGGAAAAUACUAUAAAGAGAAGGAAUGAAGAAUUGAAAACAACAAGAAAGAGAUAUUUAAUUCUUUCAAUUUCUUAUAUUUUGAUAAUGAUAGCUAUUUUUCUUUACAAUGUCUACUCCACUUCAUAUCCAGACGGUCGAAGUGUGAUUGAAUCUAUCGAUUUCCUGAUUGGAUUCCUUAUUUUUACAUCUGUUAUGCUGUACUUUAUUCAAAUAUUUUAUCCAGAAUGGCUUCAAAAUCCUUUCAGUUUUAUCAUUAUUUCCAUUCUUGAAUUUAUCAUGCAUCCUCUUUACUAUAUUUUAUGGAUAUUUAAUUACACAAAAAAAGAUGCAAAUUCUGAUACGGUAAAAUCUUUUGAUGAUCAAAUCAAAGUUCGUUGUUGCUGUUUCAGCCGUUAUUUUACACGCGUAGUUUUUAAUGAUUCUGAAGAGGAAAACUUAGAACGUCUUUUUAAUGGCUUAGGCCUGAAAGAGAAAUCUGGUUCAGUAGCAUGA